AUGGACAUCUCCGAUUACAUUAAAAUGCGCGACAAAGAAGACACGGCGGCUUACCAUGCUGCUCGCAACGCCGAUCGGACAGCAGGCAAACGCCCUGCACCCGGCACUGAUCCCAAUCCCUUACAUGGACCCCAGCCGAACGAAAACAACCAACAAAUUUCAUUCAGCGUGUCCCACGACCUCAAAUGGGGGUGCCCCAUCUGCCCCGAAAAAGACGACAUCAGCCGCGCCACCCUGAACCCAAACCUCAGCCGCUGCAGUGCCUGCAGGGUAGUCUACUACUGCAGCCCAGAACACCAAGCUGCUGAUCGACCAACACACAAGACAUUCUGCAAGAGAAUCCAGAAAGCCACGUUUGUCCUUGAGAAAGAGGAAGCUGCGCUCAAGGCCCACAAGGCAAAGAGGGGUUCGCCGAACCCUUUCAACACCAAAACCGACGAUGUCUGGAAGAACGAAGUAGCAAGGAAAUACAUGCUAUCAGGCAAAGAAGUCGUGCUUGAGAUGAUUCGCAUCAACACGAAGACUGCCUUGGAAAAGGCGCUGGAAAUUAUUGACGCCUUGACGAAGAUGAGUUAUAAAGACCCUAUGGGACUGCGGUGCAUCACACCCUUUCUCCUCAUCCGCCUAGGUCAAGAUCAAGAAUGUUACAGCCUCUGUGAGUGGUGGGUCAUAGAGGGAAAUCACAGUAAUUACGACUGGCGGAACCCCGUCGUGAUGCAAAAUCACAUGAAAGAAGAUUCGAACGUGUUCGACUCGGUCAAGAGGUUCACAAAGGUUAGAGACUACCGCACCAAGGUGCACCAAUACAACCCGCCCAGCGUCUCUGACCUGUCCCACCUCGUCGCCGUCACGCUCGUCAAGAUACGUGCUCGCUGGGGCCUCCUGGCGACUCGCAACUGCAAGGUAGAAACGUUCCAGGACCAUGUUUGUGCCAACUUGGUGUGGAACAAUCCAAAGAUCAAGAUACGCGAACUAGAGGAUUGUAUCCCGUUGAUCAACGAGCUGGAGGAGCACAUCACGAAGCUAUAUAUUGCGGUUGACGGGAUGAACCCGCACUUUUGGCCUGCCUUGUUGAAUCCGGGCGACCACUUGACGGCUGUCCCAAACCAGGUACAUUGGGGUAGCGUGGAAGAGAUGCAGAAGACGCUGCAAGAGUGCUAUAAUGCUUGGGCGGAGACUGAGGGCGCGAUUGGUCUCAUCAGGGAGUUGUCGGAUAUCGCCAUUGGCGAGGAUCGUAAAGUGGCUGCAUUGAGUCCAGAAGAGUAUGAGGCUGAGCGUGCCAGGUUUUUGGGUUCUGAGCGUUCCAAGCGUCCGAUGCCUGAACCAUGGUAA
Molecule: messenger RNA, 1332 nt
Organism: Alternaria hordeiaustralica
Lineage: Eukaryota; Fungi; Ascomycota; Dothideomycetes; Pleosporales; Pleosporaceae
Exons: 2
Coding region: 1-1332 (443 amino acids)
Source: RefSeq, a predicted model, not a curated record